Molecule: messenger RNA, 988 nt
Organism: Pieris napi
Lineage: Eukaryota; Metazoa; Arthropoda; Insecta; Lepidoptera; Pieridae
Exons: 4
Coding region: 179-844 (221 amino acids)
Source: RefSeq, a predicted model, not a curated record
CCAUAUUGCCAUAUGUCUACCAGUUUUCGCCGAAUGUUACCACGGACAGUCGCGUAUGUUGUACAUACAUCGUUAUAUUAACACGACUUUACCGUUGCUUACAAUGUCAUGGAUCUCUAAUACAUUCUGCUAAUACCAAUCUGUCAAACUGGCGUCUAAAAACCAGAAAAUACCAGCCAUGGGCAGAAGCGGGGCUAAAUUGGCGCCAAAACAUACCGGUAAAAGUAGCAAAUCGUCCGUAUCCUCCUCAAAACCAAAGCCUACUUCAUCCAAACUUCCCACGAUAACUCCAUCAACCUCAAGCAAAGCGUUACCACCUUACAAUUCUGGAAAGAAUAAAUCGUCUACAUCCUUUGGUGUAAUAUGGCUACCAAUUAGGAAACGAAGCAAACACAAAGAUUAUGUGUACAACGCCUAUAAACCAAAUGACCAAAAUAAAGAACGUGCGCCAUCUAUGUACAAUAUGAUGUCUGGUGACUCUUCAAAUAAUCACACCCUUCCAAAGAUGGAUGAGGAGUCCGUCAAGGAUAAAGGACCGGUCGUUUUGGGUGGUGUAACAACGGCGGCCACUUUGGAUCGAGAACUAUCUGAGACAGAUGACACUUUGGAAAACCCUUUCACAGAGGACAAAGAAGCAGCUGGUGACGCAGAAAGCACUCACGGCAGUGAUCUCUUGAAUGAGGAAAAGUCGAAGGCAAGUGUCAAUGAUAAUGUGGAUAGUGUAUUCUUAAGGCCACCUCCAGCAGGUAAAGUCCGAUCAACACCGUCAACGCAAGAAGAAGACAGUUGUGGUAUAAAAUGUUUGUUCUACACAUUGCAGUGUUGUGAUUGCGUACUUAUGUGAUUUGAGGCGCUAAACGUACGUAGUAACGUAGGGUGAAGGGCUCGGUAAGUGUGGAGCUUAAUAGCUUAUGAAAAACUAUGUUAGUUCUAGUUUAUAUUUCGUCGUUAAUGAACUUAUGUAUCGUCAAAUAUUCGUGUAUGUAAG